UUUGUCCGCAGCCGCUUCCUUUCUGGCCACGCAGGGUCCCCCGAUCCGCCUGUGUCCUCGGACCCGGAUAGCGCGCACCCCUGAGCGCGCGGGCCGUCGAGGAGCCGCGGGGGACGGUGCGUUCCUCCCUCGGGGAUUGGGGUCUCCUGUGGCCCCCACGCCUCCGGGGCAGGGGCCGGGCUGCUGGGCUGUGAACACCGGCGCGGGGCGCUCGGGGCGCCAGGGAGGGCCGGGGCUGGGGAGGAGCCUGCAACCAAGGAAUGUGCCCUUGACCGGAAUCGAACCCCGGACCCGCUGGUCUGCAGGCCGACGCUCUAUCCACUGAGCCAUACCGGCUAGGGCCCCAGCCUUGCCCGGGACACGCCGGCGCUGCCGCCAUGGGCCGCCGCCUGCUCCUCCUGGUCCUGCUGCUCCCGCUGCCGCCGUGCGUCCCCGGCCUGCCCUUCUACAACGGCUUCUACUACUCCAGCAGUGCCCACGGCUGGGACCCGGGCCUCGGCGGAGGCCUCUUCAAUGGCGUGAAGCUGGUGGUGGAGACGGCUGAGGACCCCCUGUUUUCCCACCGGGGGGCCAACGCGACCCUGCCCUGCCGGUACCACUACGCGCCGGCCCUGGCCUCCCAGAGGCCCGUGCGCAUCAAGUGGUGGAAGCUGUCGGAGAACGGGGCCCCGGAGCGGGACGUGCUGGUGGCCAUCGGGCCGCGGCACCGCGCCUUCGGGGCCUACCGGGGCCGCGUGCACCUGCGGCAGGCGGGGGCGCGGGACGUGUCGCUGGAGAUCCGGGACCUGCGGCUGGAGGACUCCGGGCGCUACCGCUGUGAGGUCAUCGACGGGCUGGAGGACGAGAGCGGCGUGGUGGAGCUGGAGCUGCGGGGUGUGGUGUUUCCCUACCAGCCCCCCCAGGGGCGCUACCAGCUCAACUUCCAGGAGGCCCAGCAGGCCUGCGAGGCCCAGGAGGCGGCCGUGGCCUCCUUCGAGCAGCUGUUCCGGGCCUGGGAGGAGGGCCUGCACUGGUGCAACGCGGGCUGGCUGCAGGACGCCUCGGUGCAGUACCCCAUCACGCUGGCCCGGGGGCCCUGCGGCGGCCUGGGCCUGGCGCCCGGCGUGCGCAGCUACGGGCCCCGCCACCGCCGCUUGCACCGCUAUGACGUGUUCUGCUUCGCCCCUGCCCUCAGGGGGCACGUGUACUACCUGGAGCACCCCGAGAAGCUGACCCUCUCAGAGGCCAAGGCGGCCUGCCGGGAAGACGGCGCCCAGAUCGCCACGGUGGGCCAGCUCUUUGCCGCCUGGAAGUUCCGCGGCCUGGACCGCUGCGACGCCGGCUGGCUGGCCGAUGGCAGUGCCCGCUACCCCGUGGCUCACCCACGUCCCGCCUGCGGGCCCCUGGAGCCCGGGGUCCGAAGCUUCGGCUUCCCAGACCCUCAGAGCCGCAACUAUGGUGUCUACUGUUACCGUCCCCCUCGCUAGAGCCGGCCCCAGCUCUGUGCCUGCCUGCACACCCCGCCCCCUCACAGCCGUCUUUACUAAGUGGAUCAUGUUCCCUAUUGUUUUUAUACUUCUCAACUUAAAUUAAAAAAAAAUUUUUUUUUAUUCCAGAGAGGAAGGGAGAGGGAGAGAGAGA
This is a messenger RNA of Eptesicus fuscus (big brown bat), 1620 nucleotides long. RefSeq names its product hyaluronan and proteoglycan link protein 3 (gene HAPLN3). Gene Ontology annotation, molecular function: hyaluronic acid binding. Bases 378 to 1466 code for a protein of 362 amino acids. Lineage: Eukaryota; Metazoa; Chordata; Mammalia; Chiroptera; Vespertilionidae. Gene Ontology annotation, biological process: cell adhesion. The record is from RefSeq and is a predicted model, not a curated record. The transcript has 6 exons.